Varanus komodoensis (Komodo dragon) is the source of this 1749-nucleotide messenger RNA. RefSeq names its product solute carrier family 17 member 6 (gene SLC17A6). The transcript has 12 exons. The coding region runs from base 1 to 1749 and encodes 582 amino acids. Gene Ontology annotation, biological process: neurotransmitter loading into synaptic vesicle; regulation of synapse structure or activity; transmembrane transport. The record is from RefSeq and is a predicted model, not a curated record. Gene Ontology annotation, cellular component: excitatory synapse; synaptic vesicle membrane. Gene Ontology annotation, molecular function: L-glutamate transmembrane transporter activity; neurotransmitter transmembrane transporter activity. NCBI's taxonomy places the organism in Eukaryota, Metazoa, Chordata, Lepidosauria, Squamata, Varanidae.
AUGGAGUCGGUAAAGCAAAAGGUUUUGACCCCUGGCAAGGAGGGGCUGAAAAAUUUCGCAGGGAAAUCUCUCGGUCAACUCUACAGAGUCCUCGAGAGGAGACAGAAGACCAGCGACAACAUCGAACUGACGGAAGAUGGGAAGCCCUUGGAGGUUCCCGAGAAGAAAGCGCCCUUGUGCGACUGCACCUGCUUCGGGCUACCCCGGAGAUACAUCAUCGCCAUCAUGAGCGGACUGGGCUUCUGCAUCUCUUUCGGGAUCCGCUGCAACCUGGGAGUUGCCAUCGUUGAUAUGGUCAAUAACAGCACCAUUCACCGAGGAGGGAAAGUCAUCAAGGAGAAAGCGAAGUUCAACUGGGACCCGGAAACAGUUGGCAUGAUCCACGGCUCUUUUUUCUGGGGCUAUAUAAUCACGCAGAUCCCCGGGGGAUACAUUUCAUCCAGGCUGGCAGCGAACAGGGUCUUUGGCGCAGCUAUCCUCUUGACGUCCACACUCAAUAUGCUAAUACCAUCCGCAGCUCGAGUGCAUUAUGGAUGUGUCAUCUUUGUUAGAAUCUUGCAAGGGCUUGUUGAGGGUGUAACUUAUCCAGCCUGCCAUGGAAUAUGGAGCAAGUGGGCACCCCCUCUAGAGCGAAGUAGACUAGCAACAACUUCUUUCUGUGGUUCCUAUGCAGGUGCAGUCAUUGCAAUGCCACUGGCUGGGAUUUUGGUGCAAUAUACUGGAUGGUCGUCCGUGUUCUAUGUGUAUGGAAGUUUUGGCAUUUUCUGGUACAUGUUUUGGCUUUUGGUGUCCUAUGAAAGCCCUGCAAAGCAUCCUACGAUUUCAGAUGAAGAACGCAGAUAUAUAGAAGAGAGCAUUGGAGAGAGCGCCAAUUUGUUAGGAGCCAUGGAAAAAUACAAGACUCCAUGGAGAAAGUUUUUUACUUCUAUGCCAGUCUAUGCAAUAAUUGUUGCAAACUUCUGCAGAAGUUGGACUUUUUACCUGCUGCUUAUUAGUCAGCCCGCUUACUUUGAAGAAGUGUUUGGAUUUGAAAUAAGCAAGGUGGGAAUGCUAUCUGCAGUGCCACAUUUAGUGAUGACUAUUAUUGUGCCUAUUGGGGGCCAAAUUGCAGACUUUCUAAGGAGCAGGCAAAUUCUUUCAACCACUACUGUCAGGAAGAUAAUGAACUGUGGAGGUUUUGGAAUGGAAGCAACUCUUCUCCUGGUGGUUGGAUAUUCUCAUAGCAGAGGCGUGGCCAUUUCCUUCUUAGUGCUUGCUGUAGGAUUCAGUGGAUUUGCUAUAUCUGGAUUCAAUGUUAACCACUUAGAUAUUGCUCCAAGAUAUGCCAGUAUCUUAAUGGGCAUUUCAAAUGGUGUUGGCACACUGUCUGGAAUGGUAUGUCCUAUAAUAGUCGGAGCAAUGACAAAGAACAAGACACGUGAAGAGUGGCAGUAUGUCUUCCUUAUUGCUGCUUUGGUCCAUUAUGGUGGAGUCAUAUUCUAUGCCAUUUUUGCUUCGGGAGAGAAACAACCGUGGGCAGACCCGGAACAGACAAGUGAAGAAAAAUGUGGCUUCAUUCAUGAAGACGAACUUGCUGAAGAAACAGGGGACAUUACUCAGAAUUAUGUAAAUUAUGGUACUACUAAAUCAUACGGUGCUACAACCCAGGUCAAUGGUGGCUGGCCAAAUGGCUGGGAGAAGAAAGAAGAAUUUGUACAAGAAGAAGCACAAAACUCAUACAGCUAUAAGGACAGAGAAGAUUAUUCAUAA